Molecule: messenger RNA, 3708 nt
Organism: Myxocyprinus asiaticus (Chinese sucker)
Lineage: Eukaryota; Metazoa; Chordata; Actinopteri; Cypriniformes; Catostomidae
Product: EF-hand domain-containing protein D2-like
Exons: 4
Coding region: 255-953 (232 amino acids)
Molecular function (GO): calcium ion binding
Source: RefSeq, a predicted model, not a curated record
UUAACCGUCAGCAAUCACUCACAGUAAGCACGAGCGCUGUCCGUUUGAAUCGCUCGGCUUUACAGACGUGUACCUCUUCACCGAGCAAAAAGUCUGAUGAUUUGCAUUCUAGCACCUAUUUAACUGCAUGCUGAUCUGAAUCUGGAUUUUACGCACUGAGCCUUUAUAUGGACUACGCGCUUUGCAGCACUCUGCGUGUUUUUCCCACGGUAUUUGCUCCGUAGAUAGUAGUUCGAUUUUUAAAAUAAGAAAAAAUGGCAACGGACGAGCUGUCAUCGAAGCUGAGCCGUCGGCUGCAGAUCGAGGACGGCGCGCACGAGCCGAUGGCCUUGGACGGGGCACACGAAAACGGAGAGCACGAGAAAGCGGCCACGGCCAGCGCGGAUUCGGAGCUGGGAGCGAAACUGCAGCGGCGCGGGGAGCUGAACGAGGGCGCCGGUGAACACCACCAGCGCAGCAUGAAGGUGUUCAACCCAUACACAGAGUUCAAGGAGUUCUCGAGGAAACAGAUCAAAGACAUGGAGAAGAUGUUCAAAGAGUAUGAUUCAGAGAGAGAUAACUUCAUCGAUCUGAUGGAGCUGAAGCUGAUGAUGGAGAAACUCGGAGCGCCACAGACUCACCUGGGGCUGAAGAACAUGAUCAAAGAAGUAGAUGAGGACUUGGAUGGCAAACUCAGCUUCAGAGAGUUCCUUCUUAUCUUCAGAAAAGCAGCCGCAGGAGAGCUGGCGGAAGACAGUGGGCUUCAUGUCUUGGCACGCCUGUCAGAGAUUGAUGUGUCAACUGAGGGAGUAAAGGGAGCCAAGUCAUUCUUUGAGGCAAAAGUGCAGGCCAUUAAUGAAUCAAACAAGUUUGAAGCGGAAAUCCGUCAGGAGCAGGAGGAGAAGAAACGGCAGGCGGAGGAGAGGAAACAAAGACAAGCCGCUUUCAAAGAGCUGAAGUCAGCCUUCAAAUAACCACACCAACCUCGACAGCCUCAACUUACCAUGUCUGUCUGGCGGUUCAUCAAAGAGCCCCCUAAUCGUAGAUACUAUGCAAGGCUGUGAAACGCUUUGAGAUCCAUGCAGAUUCAUCUUCCUGAGAGAGAGAUGCCCAUGUUGUUUGUGCUCAUGACUGGAUCUAACACAUCCGUCAAUGUUGAAAUUGUUGUUUGAUUUUUUUUUUUUUUUUUUUGUUGCUCUCUCUCUCUCUCUCUCUCUCUCUCUCUCUCAGGCUCAUUUUUAAUGUGAAGCUAGACAUUGAUGUCAGUACACUGGAUUCGAUUUGUUAAAAUCUGUUUCAAUGGCACGUGUAUAUAUGUACUGUACGUGUACUGUAGUUCUUACAUCAUUGUUCUGUGUCAGUCUAAUUUUACCUUGAAUGGCUUUUUUCAAAUCACUUGUGUGUUGUUUGUGUCAACGUUAAAGCGCAGUGGGUUGCUGAGAUUUAAUUCUAAUGCUUUCAGAGGCAAUUAGGAGUUUUAAAGGGGUUUUAAUCAAUUUUAUGCCAUAUUCAAUCCAUUGUAUGCAUAUCAGUGGUAAUUACACUAGUGUGACAUCAUUUCCUGCUUUUCACUGCACCAUUACUAAUUAAUUUAGCAUCACUGACACAGCAUGGUGUCCAUUUGACCAUGAGAGCACAAAAAAUUAGCAUUCUUUCACAGAUACAUGAAAUAUUUAGAGCAUAAUAUAGUCUGGUUUUUUUUUGUUUGUUUUUUUCCUGAGAGGAGUUGGGUGUAUGUGCAUGUAUGGUGACUGUAAUGGUGUUUGUUAUGAGUGUGUAUAUAUUUUUGCAUGGUCAAUUAUUUUCCCUCGACGUUAAAAGUGGCACACACAAGCUUACCAACUGUCAUCUAUGUACAAUCAAAAUUGCAAUGGGAAUGAUAUGACAAUUUGAAAAAAUUUAACCUAAGAACAGUCCCUGACUACUUCUGGACAUCCUUAAUCUGUGCUUUCAUGUGUGCUUAAGUAAAAUUGACAUGCUUUGGGUUUGGGUAGAUAAAGGGUUAAAUUCACCUCAGCUCUGUUAACUGUAACCUUCCAGCAUGGCUGAACUAAAUUAAGUUCUGGCUUGCAAAUAUUUAUCAUCUUAUGUACUACAUUCCAAGCCUUACACAGCACCACAUGCACAGUGAGAUAAGAUGAAAGCAAAUGUGUUUCAUUCGUAAAAGCAAGUCAUCAUUUGAUAGAGAAACAGCUGUGGCUAUUCAAUAGAGCCAGUACAUGUGUUCCAACAUUGAAAUGAUGGAAAUGUCCAAUGUGUUUGAAUGGAAUCUGACAUUUCUCAUCUUUUUCAUCAAGUAUUUAGUUUAAAAAAAAAUACUAAUAGAUUUCACCAACAAAGUUUACUGUGACGUAACAAAUGAGGGAAAAAUUUCUAACGGAUACCCACAAAGGAACCAUUCAAAAGCCUAAUUCAUUGAAAUAUGACUUUGAUGGUCAUGUAGUUGAGUUAACUCAUGUACCUGGCAGUACACUGUGGCAAAGGAAACUGAGAUGCCAUGUAUAAAGACAAAUCUAUAUUUUCAUGUGAUGAAAAUGAACAAUUUUAGUUUUAUAUGGAAAGGGGUCUUGUGAAAAAAUGUGAAUUGUGUUGUCUACAAUCUUGUCUCCCAUGUAUUCUGUGUAUCAGAUAAUUACAUGCUGGCAAAACAACUUUAUGCAUUUCUAUAUUAGAUAACAAUAUUGUUAACACUUGCUAUGCUUCAUCUUGUAUUGGUUUCUUAGUGUGUUUCUGUGUUCAGAGUCACUGGUAACUUUCUUGUUUGCUCACUAGUUCUGUGGAAAUUCAGACAAUACAGUAAGUGUAUUAAUAUUUGUCUCCUUAUCUGCUCUUACAGUACAGCCAUUUUCAUUUUCCUUUUAAUUUGUAAGUUACUGUUCUGCUGAAAAGUAUUUUGAAUACGGGGUGUUAAAGGGUGAACAUAACAAUGUAUAUGUUACUGAUUGAGGAAGAGGGACUAAUCAAACAGCAAGCUGCAUUCUGUUAGAAGCCAUAAACCAUUCUGUCAUUCCUUUUGAGAUUGAUUUUGUUACAUUGUUAUGCUGUGCCAAAAGAGUUCGGUACUGUGUUAAGUUCAUUUCAGUAUAACAUUCUGCUUUAAAUUUCUCUGAAAUCUAUCUUAACGUUUUUGAUCAAUAGAUCUUAAUUAAUCUUUAGAGCUAUUUAGAAUUUGGUCUAUACAUCACUGAUCUACAGUGUUCAUCAUACAAUUUUUGUUAUUUUAAUAAAAAGUAAGAAACUACUUUAAAAUUGUAGUUUCAUAAUUAAGGUUUGCACAUCUGAAUAAUUACAAUACAUUUCUGGCUGUAAUACCACAAAGAUGCAAUUUCCACUAAGGGUUUCAGUGAAAAUGUGCACACACACACACACACACACAAAAUUGAUCAUUUUUGUGUGCAAUUUAAUGCCAGAAGAAUGAGAAACAACUGUGUUUUUUUUUUUUUGUUUUUUUUUUGUUUUUUACAAUUUCAUUUUAUGGAUUUUAUUUUAGCGUUCCAUUCUAUUCUUUUUCAUUCUAGCGAUCUGAAAAUGGUUGAGAGGGCUUGACCACCCUGGCCAUAUCUGUAUCUUACUGUCGCUGUCUAUGUUGAAACUGGUGGUUAUGGUAUCAUACUCUUAUAGGCUUAUACAUAUUGAUAUGUGGCUUCUAUAAUAUGCACAUUUAUUUUUGAUUUUCUUACUAAAGUGUAUAAUUAUUCUUGAGACAAUAAAAAUACUUUUAAUUUGGAA